Molecule: messenger RNA, 771 nt
Organism: Macrosiphum euphorbiae (potato aphid)
Lineage: Eukaryota; Metazoa; Arthropoda; Insecta; Hemiptera; Aphididae
Source: the annotation of a GenBank genome assembly
AUGGCCUGGAAUAUAUUCUGUCAUACAAAAUUUCACAGGACCACUUGGAAACUUUUUUUAGUACGGUUAGAUCAAAAGGAGGUUAUAACAACAAUCCCUCAGCAAAGGAAUUUAAAAGAUCAGUACAUCCAGUGGAUGGUACAUCAGUAUGGUAACUGUCUGCCAGAAUCCAUGUUGUCCAAAUCUUACAAUACACCUGACUCAAUAGUAAAUGAGAAAGAAGAACAAUUAGAGAUUGUACCCCAAAACCAAGAUCAUGAUUAUUUUAAUGUUUGUAUAAAAGCUUCCCCAUAUGUUGAAAAUGUCACAGAGUACAUUGCUGGAUUUGUUGCAAGAAAGGUUAUAAGAAAAAUUAACUGUGAAAUAUGUAAAACGUUUCUAAUUGACAAUGACAAUUCAAAUGUGUUAAUUCAAUUAAAAAAUAGAAAUGAUGCACUUUACAAACCUAGCAAAGAUGUUAACUUUAUUUGUUGUGUUUCGGAGAGAUGGAUUCGAAGCUCAAAUUUAAAAGAAAUGUACAAAAAAAAUGUCAUUAAUAAAUUGUACAUAAAAAUUAAAUCUGAAGUAUACAAUUCCAUUUUUCGAAGCAGUAUACUGGAUGAACAUGUAAGUAAUCAGAAUUUAUUUACAAACCACAGAGAUCAGUUAAUAACAAUAAUAAUAACUACUUUUAUAACAUUAAGACUUCGACAUAUCGCCAACCAAGAACAAAAGGAAACAAUGGGAGUUAGAAAAAAAUUUACUAAACUAAUUUUAUUUAGAAAUGAAUAA